Molecule: messenger RNA, 858 nt
Organism: Candida dubliniensis CD36
Lineage: Eukaryota; Fungi; Ascomycota; Pichiomycetes; Serinales; Debaryomycetaceae
Product: SNAP receptor
Exons: 1
Coding region: 1-858 (285 amino acids)
Biological process (GO): retrograde vesicle-mediated transport, Golgi to endoplasmic reticulum
Cellular component (GO): endoplasmic reticulum; SNARE complex
Molecular function (GO): SNAP receptor activity
Source: RefSeq, a predicted model, not a curated record
AUGUCUCUAACAUCAAUACAUACAAUAGAAUCAAUUCUUUCACAACUAAACAAAGAUGUUCAAGAAUUAGAUAUUCCAACUUUAUAUCAACUUUCCACAACAACAACGACAUCAACCAACACCACCAUCCCUAAAGCAUCACCAUAUAUCACCAAAUUCAAAUUAAUUCAAAUAAAAAACUCAUUAACUAAUUUAAAUAAUCAAUUUCAUGCAAAUUUCACCAGCAGUAAUAAAUAUUAUCAUAAUGUAAAACAAACCCUAGAUAAACUAUACAUUAAUGAAAUCGAUGAGAAGUUGUACAUUGUUGAUAAAUUAAUCAUUCAAUAUGAUCAAGCCAAUUCACCAACCGCUUCAAAUAGUGGCGAUGAUGAUAAUGAUCAACAAAAACAAAAACAAGAAGGAGAACAAAACCUACAACAUGGUGACAGUGGAGUUAUUACCAAUGAUGAAGAAUUAUCAUCUUUACGUCAACGUCUAUUAUCAUCAUCGAAAUUACAUCAAAUAAAUCAAGACAAUAAUAAUGAUGGUGAUACUACCAAAUUGAAUGAAUAUCAUGAAUCAAUUCAAGAUGAUAUAGUCAAUGAAUUGAGUGAAUUAACAUCGACAUUAAAAUCAAAAGCUAUUGAAUUUAGUAGUAAAUUAUUGAAUCAAGAUUCAGAUAUUUUACAACAAACUCAUGAUAAUUUAUCAAUUAAUCGUACAAUGUUUGAUACAUUAAAUAAAAAUUUAAAUGAUUAUUUACUUAAUAAAACUGGCUGGAGUAUAAGUAUUUGGACAUUAAUAAAAUUUGCUGUGGCAUUGAUUGUUAUAUUUGUUGUCAUGUUAUUAUUUAUAAUUAUUGUUCCUAGAAUUCGAUAA